This is a messenger RNA of Trametes versicolor FP-101664 SS1, 1641 nucleotides long. RefSeq lists its product as uncharacterized. The record is from RefSeq and is a predicted model, not a curated record. Bases 1 to 1641 code for a protein of 546 amino acids. Lineage: Eukaryota; Fungi; Basidiomycota; Agaricomycetes; Polyporales; Polyporaceae. The transcript has 3 exons.
AUGGCUGCGACGUUUGACAAUCAUGGCAUAUCGGUGUCUCACCAGACUCAUACGCUCAACGAGGAUGUAUACUACGCUAUCGUCACUCUCCUCGACAAACAAUCGGACGUCUCGGCCUUCAUGUGCUCAGCCCGAAUGUUAUACCCUCUAGGUAUGGGUAUCCUGCUGCGCAUGGGCGCGUCGAUCACUACGGACGAACAGCUCGUCUCCUUCUGUCGCUUCAUACAGCGUCAUUACUCAAGCGGCACCUCCCAGCUUGAAAGGCUAUCGAUCUGCAUCCCCAGGCUCCGGCUCGAUUUGGACUGGGACUCGGACGUUGAAUUGGAGGAUUACAAGCCCAUAAAUGGCGCCCCGCUUCUCGUCCCCGUCGUCGGCCUACUCCUGAACCUGCAGGACCUCUCGAUAGCGUUCUGCGAAGAACUCCUGGAGUACGAUGUACGCCUCGCGGAAGCAUUCUCCGCACUCACAACCUUGCGGCGGUUGUACCUGUCUUCAUUCGGACUGCGGACACACGAAAUUGUCAGCAAUAUCCGGUCGCCGCUGGUCGACAUCCACAUCGACGGCGAGUAUCCCGAAGUCGAGCUACCCCCACCUCAUCGACCACACCUCUGUGAUCCCCUGGAUGUACUGAAGCCGCAUCGUACCACGCUCGAAAGAGUGUCCCUCUAUCACUUCGACACCAGUGACGCUUACGUCAACUCCGGUCCCGACACGAGCAUCUUUCCCCGCGUGACUGCGCUCGCGAUGAUGGACUGCCGCGUAUGCGAACGCGACGUACUCGUGAACGCGUUCCCGAACUUGCGUGUCCUGGAAGUUGUCAGCCCGGAGAUAGACUUCUGGGCACUGGAAUAUCUGGAGACCCCCGCUUCCGUGGAGAGCGUAUACCUCCACAACCGCGACGAGGUCCAGGAAAUAUGGCCCGAUCUCGACCACGUUUAUGGCGACCUCAUUUCCGUGUACAUGCUUGCGCUGGACUGUCCUGUGGAGAGGCUGGACCUCAUAAUCUGUAUUGUCGACUUGCCCGAAGGUCGUCUCAGCACGACUAUCGAGGACAUACGCCCCGAGCGGAUUGUCCUGCGUUUGGGAUUCAAGAAAGAACAAUGGCCUCUGCUUGACCCCAAAUUCUCUCCCCAGGAUAUUUCACGCCUGCUCAACGGGGUGCUCGAGGACGUAGUGCACGACAUCACCCACUUUGGGAUAGAUCUUGGAUUGUGGGGCAUGUCCGGCGAGCCCAUACAUUAUCAGAGAGCGAUAGUAGACCUGCUGGCGGGCAUGUCCGUCCAGUUCUUCACGUGCCGCGUGCACGCCGUGGACACUGAGUACGAGGACGAGCUGCGGGACCCGCCGAGCGCCGAGCACGUUGCCAUCCUGUCCAAGUUCCACGGCAAGUUCCUCGCGUUCUGGGCGGCGCGUCUCGCGGAGGCGGCGCCUACGCUGGAGUACCUCUGUUUCCGUGUGUGGGACAAGGAGGUGUACUGGCACAUCACUCGUGCCCCGGGUGGAUCGCCACAGUUUGUCCGGCUCGACGUGGAUGCGGGUCGUGCCCUGGUUCAGGCGGAGAGGAUGCAGUGGCACUGCGGCGCAAAGGCUGCGCCGCGGGUGGGGGACGCAGAUACGUUCGCUGGGACUAUAAAGUUGUAA